AUGGCGCUGCUCCGCUGGGGGCUGCUGUGCCUGCUGCUGCCGCUGGCCGCCCGGGCACAGAAGCUGCCCACGCGGGACGAGGAGCUCUUCCAGAUGCAGAUCCGGGACAAGGCGUUUUUCCACGACUCCUCGGUGCUUCCGGACGGGGCCGAAGUUGGCAGUCACCUCUUCCGAGACACACCUAAAAGGUUUUUCUUUGUGGUUGAAGAAGACAACACACCUCUGUCUGUCACGGUGACCCCGUGCGAUGCUCCUUUGGAGUGGAAGCUGAGUCUCCAGGAGCUGCCGGAGGAAACCAGCGCCGAGGGCUCGGGUGACCCCGAACCCCUGGAGCAACAGAAGCAGCAGGUCACUCACGAGGGAGGCACUGAGCUCUUCUCUUACAAGGGCAACGACGUGGAAUACUUCCUGUCCUCGAGCUCUCCGGCGGGCCUGUACCAGUUGGAGCUGCUUUCCACGGAGAAAGACACCCACUUCAAGGUUUACGCCACUACCACUCCCGAGUCCGACCAGCCAUACCCGGAGCUGCCCUAUGACCCCCGGGUGGACGUGACUGCGCUGGGCCGCACCACGGUGACCCUGGCCUGGAAGCCGAGCCCUGCAGCCUCCCUGCUGAAGCUGCCCAUCCAGUACUGUGUGCUUGUCAACAAGGAGCACAAUUUCAAGAGUCUCUGCGCUGUGGAGGCCAAGCUGAGCGCGGAUGACGCGUUCAUGACCGCGCCCAGGCCCGGCCUGGACUUCAGCCCCUUCGACUUCGCCCAUUUCGGAUUUCCUUCCGACCCCCUGGGUAAGGAACGCAGCUACCUGGCAAGACCAUCUCCUAAACUCGGCCGCCAGGUCUACUCGAGGCCCAAGGCGGACAUUCAGAAAAUCUGCAUAGGAAACAAGAACAUCUUCACCAUCUCCGACCUGAAGCCCGACACCCAGUACUACUUCGACGUGUUCGUGGUCAACAACAGCAGCAACACCAGCACGGCCUAUGUGGGCACCUUUGCUAGGACCAAGCGAGAAGCCAAGCAGAAGACCAUCGAGCUGAAAGAUGGCAAAAUCACAGACGUGUUUGUGAAGAGGAAGGGAGCAAAAUUUCUACGGUUUGCUCCAGUCUCUUCUCAUCAAAAAGUCGCCAUCUCUGUCCACUCGUGCCUGGACACGGUGCAGCUGCAGGUGAGACGAGAUGGGAAGCUUCUCCUGUCCCACAGUGUGGAAGGCGUGCGGCACUUCCAGCUGAGGGGAAAGCCAAAGGCCAAAUACGUCAUCCGGCUGAAAGGAAACAGGAGAGGAGCAUCCAUGUUAAAGAUCCUGGCCACCAGCAAGCCCAGCAAGCAAGCAUUUCCCUCUCUCCCCGAAGACACGAGGAUCAAGGCCUUUGACAAGCUCCGCACCUGCUCUUCCGCCACCAUAGCGUGGCUCGGCACCCAGGAGAGGAAUAAGUUCUGCAUCUACAAGAAAGAACUCAACGAACCUUACAACGAAGAGCAGAAGAGAAGAGAGCAAAACCAGUGCCUGGGCCCAGCGACCAGGAAGAAAUCAGAAAAGGUCCUCUGUAAAUAUUUCCACAGUCAAAACCUGCAGAAGGCAGUGACCACGGAAACCAUCCGCGGCCUCCAGCCCGCCACGGCCUACCUGCUGGAUGUGUAUGUGAUUGGCCACGGAGGGCACUCUGUCAAAUACCAGAGCAAAGUGGUGAAAACCAGGAAGACCUGUUAGUUGUCUCCCACAGGGGGAGGGAGCCGGAACUCUAGGAAGGAGGUUGUAUCGCUUGAUCUAGAAGCUGACUGUACAUGGCAAGAAGGAUGUCAACCUGUGCAAACAAAUGCUGACUGUAACCGGAGGAGACGUGCCCUGGUGGGUCCAGUGUCACCCACCUGCAUUCAAAGCCAGAGGACAUCUCGAAGGAACGGUCGCCCUCUCCUUUGCCCACUGCAUGAACCACUUCUAAAUUAUUUUAUUACUUAAAAGUUUAAAAAAUAAUGCCACUCGUUGCCCUACUCCUGCAGAAGCAAAUCAUUUCUCUCUAUAGAUGCUAGUGGAUAUAUAAAUUAUUUUAUAAAGUCUUGUUCUAAAUGUCAGUGUGUCGAUGAUUGUAAACUAUUCAAUUCUUCCCCCAUCCAAGUACAGAUGGAAUCUAAGAAUUAUUAAGUGGACAGCCCUCUCACCAGUUAUAUUGCUAUUGUAAAUUCUUAUUUGUUAAGGAAAUUGUUGAAAUUCUAUAUGUAUCUCCUGUACAAAGUGGACAUACAUUAUAUUCGUGUACAUAUAAUUAAAGAUAUUAGAUUCUCUA
Messenger RNA from Perognathus longimembris pacificus (Pacific pocket mouse), 2281 nucleotides. RefSeq names its product neuron derived neurotrophic factor (gene Ndnf). Lineage: Eukaryota; Metazoa; Chordata; Mammalia; Rodentia; Heteromyidae. The transcript is spliced from 3 exons. Gene Ontology annotation, molecular function: protein binding. The coding region runs from base 1 to 1707 and encodes 568 amino acids. Gene Ontology annotation, biological process: extracellular matrix organization. The record is from RefSeq and is a predicted model, not a curated record.